UUAGAGACUGUGGCAAACCGGGCGACUUGCAACAACAGCAACAACCAAGUGGGGUUACAAAAUCAGCAGCCACUGGGCUGUGUGUGUUUGACUGGUAGCCGCAAAGCACAUAUUUUAAAAAAUUAAACAGCAACUUGAACGGAAAAGCAGCGCGCUCACUUAGACACUUUGUUGCAACCAGACACAGUAGAAAUUCCCGUCAGCUUACCAACUGCAGCCACACACACGAUCGCCUUGUUCCGGGCCAUGGAAAUGGAUGUUAAUCUGCGCAAAGCCAGCGCCAUUGAACUAAUGACCAUAUCGGCGGGCUCGUACAGCAACAACAAUAAAUUCAACAAUAACAACACCGCACCAUCAUUUGCCUUGCGUCCGGUCGCUCCAGGCACUCCGCCACCUCAUCGCAUCGGCUGUUGUGGCAUACUCGGCCGGCUGCUUUGCACCGGCACAGCCAAAACAGCCAGCAGCAGCAGCGACUAUAACAACUUGAAUAGCCUGCUACCAUCCAACGGCGGCAAUCAUCAAGCGUUGCAUGUGAAUGUGCCGGCCACGCCGAGUGCCGCGGCUGUCGUGUCGGCCGUAUGCAACUCGAGUCAUACGCGCCGUCCGCAGUCGCGGCGCACGCCGCAGGAAAUCUACUUCGAGAGCCGUGGCAAGUCGUGCAAGAAGCUACUAAAGUUUAACGGCUACUCAAACAAGAUACUGCUCUAUCCGGAAGAGGGUUGGGCGCGCACGGCCUCCUCCAGUUACUGGACCAUCACACCUUGUUGGUGGCAGCCGAAUCGCUGCCGCAUCGAAGAGUUUACCGGCACACAACGGCAAUCGACCAAAGCCAAAAUGAUGCCGCUCGAACAGAAGGGUUCACUACUCAUCGCCGGACACUUUCGCAGCAAAAAGGCGUUGACUGGUGGCAGUCCGUUGGGCGGUCGCACUUGUAUGGACUGUGUAGAUGAUGGUGAUGGCGGUCGUGGUGAUGGCGCAGCUAACGGCAAGGAGCAGGAAAUUGACGAAUUCAAACUGUAUCUGACUUCGAAUAUCUCGAUGGAGGACUACAAUAUGGGCUACUGUUUGACGGGUUUUGUGGAGCGACGCUGCCAACAAACCAACACAUACCAAAUGACCCACUUCGCCGUCAUCAAACGGCAAUGGCCGUCCAUUAGCAGUGCAGUUGCAAAGUCAACGUAAUUAAAUCAAAACUUUUACAUUAUUUAUUUAUACAUAGUGCGAGGUACUUACAAAGUUUUGGACGACAAAAGUGUGCGCAAGUGUAGUAUGUUUGUAUGUGUUUUUCUAGCUUUGUAAGCCAUGUAGAGAUAAUUGAGAUUAAGCUAAGUGUUGGCAUAGCUUUAGUGUAUUAAAUAGGCGAGUUGCUAAGUACGAUUCGUUUGGUAAAUGCUAGUUUUAGGCAAAUGCAGUCUACUUUUAGGCGCUUAAAUGCAGUAAGCGACAGUCGUCCUUAAAUCUGCACCGACAUUGUUAUUCGUUGCUGCUAUGCGGGAAUGCAAAUAAUUUGAAAUUUAUGUAAAACCCUUUUUUCUUGCUUUAUUAAACACGACUUGACAGGUAUUUUGUGAUAAAACAAUCGAAAAUUCACACAAAAUUGAACAAUGCAUUUGCAGCAACACACUGACGCUUGCCAAUAUCGUAUAUUGAACAUUGAAAAUCUGCCUGCAAGCGCGUAAAAUCAGAAUUUUUCAUUUCAUUUUACAAUGUAAUCGUAUUGAAAAAUCAACAAAAUCAAAAUUUUGAACGAAAAAUAAGAACGCCAAAUGUCAUUGCAUAUCCGCAGGCGCUACAAUUUUAAAUUCAUAAUAAUGACGCAUUUAAAUAUGAAAAUAUUGCAAUAACAUUGAUACAAAAUAUACAUAUAUCGAAAUAACAGUGUGAAUAGUAGUGUUGAGUUGCCACGCCCACUCUGUGGCACCCAGCCUUUGCCAGUGUAGUUAACGCAUUUAUUCGAUAUUCGUUGGCAGCGCUAAAAUAUUAUUCCUGCUACUGUUUCGAAAUGUAUCACGCAGUGUUUAUUUAUUUAUGUUAAAUAUCAAAAAAAAAUUGCAAUUUAUGUGAAAUCGCUUUAAGUGGACUCACGUGAAAUUUAUGCCAAUAUAUUAUAUAAUUAUUUAAAAAUUUAAGUGCAACAUCAAAGGCCAUGGAAAAGACAAGGAUUUUUUUUAAAAUACCCAAUUACAUAUCGCCAACUAAAAUGCAGGUGAAGGAAACACGAUAUAACAUAAAUCACCCAACUUGAAAC
Bactrocera tryoni is the source of this 2248-nucleotide messenger RNA. RefSeq lists its product as uncharacterized. The record is from RefSeq and is a predicted model, not a curated record. The coding region runs from base 247 to 1182 and encodes 311 amino acids. The transcript has 2 exons. Lineage: Eukaryota; Metazoa; Arthropoda; Insecta; Diptera; Tephritidae.